GUACUUCUACACUUUUACCGCAGGUUAAAGCGAUCUCCCCGGAACGCGAUUUCGACCGAAGGCACGACCGACAAAGGGGGAAACCGCGGGAAAAACGCGAUUGGGCUAGUUUUGAUUAGAAAUCGGUCUGGUUUGAUUUCGCAGACCUGGCAACCCUGACAACACUGAUAAGGGUUAACGUUGUUUACGAGCGUUUCGGACAUUAUGGGCAAGUUAGCGAUACUCUCGUUAGCUGUUAUUUCUCUGGCAGCAUUCAUCGGAGAAAGGCUCGUUGCACUUAGGCAUUUAUCACUUUCCUCCAGAGAACUAACACAAAACUACCUUCCUAACUGUCACAUAAUAGAGGGCAUAGAGUAUGGGGCUGAAGAUAUCACCAUACUUGAUGGAUUGGCUUUUCUGAGCACUGGCUUGAAGUAUCCAGGCUUACCGUCCUAUUCAGAUGACCCUGGAAAGAUCUACUCCCUGAAUCUGUUGGAUUCUGAUCUGAAAAUUAAAGCACUGAACAUCAAGGGUCAGUUUGACAAGGGCUCUUUUAAUCCACAUGGAAUCAGUGUGUACACCGAUGUAAAAGAUGGUGCCAUAUAUCUGUUUGUUGUUAAUCAUCCUCAAGGCAAAAGCCAAGUGGAGAUUUUCCGAUUUGUUGAGGAUGAAAAUGCUCUUCAAUACAUCAGGACCAUCAGGCAUGAACUCCUGCACAAUGUAAAUGAUAUAGUAGCUGUGGGGACCGAAAGCUUUUAUGCCACCAAUGACCAUUACUUCACUAAUGAGAUUCUCAAGGUUAUGGAGCCACUUCUGUCUUUGUCCUGGUGUGACGUUGUCUACUACACCCCUCAGACUGUGCAGGUUGUGGCAGGGGGCUUUCCAUCUGCCAACGGCAUAAAUAUCUCCCCCGAUAAAAGGCAUUUGUAUGUGUCAGAUAUCCUGAAGCACAAAAUUAGUGUCAUGGAAAUACAGAAAAACACUGUAUUGUCUCAUGUAAAGGAGGUUGAUGUGGGGUCACUGUGUGACAACAUUGAGGUGGACCGUGAAUCUGGAGAUCUGUGGCUGGGCUGCCACCCAAAUGGUCUCAAAUUCAUGCUUAGUGAUCCGAAUGAUCCGCCAGGCUCUGAGGUUAUCAGGAUUGAGAACAUCCUGUCUGAAAAGCCCCAGGUGACUCAGGUAUAUUCAGAUGAUGGCAGUGUGAUCAUUGCUUCCUCAGUGGCAACCCCAUAUGGAGGAAAGCUGCUCAUUGGAACUGUUUAUCAGAAAGCUCUAAUAUGUGACCUUAAAUAGUGAAUAUAAAUAAAUAUUUGACUUGGAUAGGGCA
This is a messenger RNA of Sinocyclocheilus anshuiensis, 1306 nucleotides long. Its product is annotated as serum paraoxonase/arylesterase 2-like. Gene Ontology annotation, molecular function: arylesterase activity. The transcript has 9 exons. NCBI's taxonomy places the organism in Eukaryota, Metazoa, Chordata, Actinopteri, Cypriniformes, Cyprinidae. The coding region runs from base 205 to 1272 and encodes 355 amino acids. The record is from RefSeq and is a predicted model, not a curated record.